Molecule: messenger RNA, 3715 nt
Organism: Thalassophryne amazonica
Lineage: Eukaryota; Metazoa; Chordata; Actinopteri; Batrachoidiformes; Batrachoididae
Product: anoctamin-1-like
Biological process (GO): chloride transmembrane transport
Cellular component (GO): plasma membrane
Molecular function (GO): chloride channel activity; protein dimerization activity
Source: RefSeq, a predicted model, not a curated record
AUGGUGAACUGUCCAGAGUUCCCAACUUGUUGAUUCUUAGGACUACCAUUUUCUCCAUGUACCAACAGAGGGAUGAAACGGAAAAGAAGGUAUGCCUGUCACCACAGCCAUGAGUGAGUCAUCAUCCAUUCACUCGGCAAAACUUGUUUCAUUGGCCAAAUCGCUGUCGGGGCUUGGGAUCGAUGCAGCCAACGGGGUUCCUAUCAACCUCGCAGACAAAGAAGAGCCUCCACCUCCGGAGUCUGGUAUAGAGCUUGGUCCUGGGCUGUAUUUUGCUGAUGCUAGGAGAAAGGUGGAUUAUGUUCUUUGCUACAAAUACAAAAAACGACAAGCCUCCAAAGCACGCCUCUCCAUUAUAUCCAAUGGAAGUUUACAAUUACCAAAUCGAGUGGAAAUGGAAGCAGAGUCGGGGGAGGCAGGUUUGGCUGCAGGAGAUUCUGAGGACUCCAAGUUGUCUCAUGAGGAAAAGGCUGCUAUGAGGGAAGAAUUUGAAGCUGGGCUACUGGAAGCUGGACUCCAGAUAGAGCGUGAUAAAGAGAGGUCACAAGGCAUUAGCUUUAUUCGGGUGCACAUCCCAUGGCCAAUACUCAGUCGAGAAGCAGAGCUUCAGAAGAUCAAAGUUCCUGUGAAAAAGAAGUGUGAAUUGUGGAAACGGACCGGCAUUGCUGGGAUGUGGGAUUCCAUAGUGACUAAAAUCAACAAAGUUUUUCAUCCAGACGUUCCUAGUUUUGACAUCCACAGAGACUCACAAACACAUGUCCGUUUCAAAACUCUCAAACACCCUUUUAUCAGAGACAAGCUUCACCUGUAUGACAUCAAGUCAACAGAAACUGUAUUUGAUAAUGCAACACGCAGCAGAAUAGUUUCUGAGAUAAUUUCACGGACUUCCUGCAGGCACACUUGCCAAACCACUGGAAUCAAGUCAUUAUUGGCUCGUGGUGUUUACGACUCUGCCUUCCCGCUACAUGAUGGAUCAUUCACAAGAAGAGGAAGAAAGGAUCAACGCAAUGACCGACAGCUGCUGCAUGAAGAAUGGGCCAACUAUGGUGUUAUGCUUAAACACCAGCCUGUGGACUUGAUCAGAAAAUACUUUGGUGAGCAGAUUGGGUUGUAUUUUGCCUGGUUGGGUGUGUAUACGCAGCUGCUCAUCCCUCCUUCUGUGUUGGGCAUUAUUGUCUUCUUGUAUGGCAUACUUACUGUUGAUGCCAAUGUGCCAAGUCAGGAGACAUGCAGUGGCAAACUGAACUUCACCAUGUGUCCAUUGUGUGAUGGAGUGUGUGACUACUGGCAUCUGAGCACAGUGUGCUCACUGGCCCGAGCAUCAUACCUGUUUGACAAUGGAGCUACCGUCCUCUUUGCUAUGUUCAUGUCCUUAUGGGCUGCCUGGUUUCUUGAACAUUGGAAAAGAAGACAGAUGUGUCUGAAGCAUACCUGGGACCUGACAGGCCUUGAAGAUGAGCAAAUAACUGGCAGGGUACAGAUGGUGAAAAGGACCAGAUGUUGGCCUCUCAGAGAUAAGAGCCUGAGUCACUGGAUAUUGAGGAUCAUUCUCAGGUUACCUUUAAAGUCUCCGACUCUACUGCUGCUGACCUUCGUAACAUUCUCAGCAGUGUUUGGGGUGGCCGUGUAUCGGAUCUGCAUGUUAAGUGUUUGGUCCAUGAACCCUGGUCCUGAAGCAAAAGAUAGUGUGAGGAUGACCGUCACCACCACAGGCAUCAUCCUCAACAUGCUGGUUGUUCUGGUGCUGGAAGAGGUUUAUGGAGCGAUUGCUGUGUGGCUGACUGAGCUUGAACUUCCAAAGACACGGGAAGAAUUUGAGGAGAAGCUCAUCUUCAAGUCUUUCUUUCUCAAAUCCAUGAAUGCCUUUGCCCCCAUCUUUUAUGUGGCCUUCUUUAAGGGCAGGUUUGCUGGCCGGCCUGGAGAUUAUUUCUAUGUCUUUGGGGACUAUCGCAUGGAAGAGUGCGCUCCACCAGGUUGCCUCAUUGAGCUGUGCAUCCAGCUCAGUAUGAUCAUGCUGGGAAAGCAGCUCAUCCAAAACAAUGUGUUUGAGAUUGUCAUACCUAAGUUAAAAAAGAUGUAUAGAACACUCCAAGAACAAAAACAAGGAAAGAAAGAGCAGCGGAGGAUGACACGUAUGAAGAAGAAAAGAGACCAAAACAACCAGUUUGAGAAAGAUUUUGUUCUGGAACUUGAAGGCGUGACCCCAGAAUACAUGGAAAUGAUAAUCCAGUAUGGGUUUGUGUCCCUGUUCGUGGCGUCCUUCCCACUGGCUCCAGCAUUUGCUCUGCUCAACAAUGUCAUAGAGAUUCGCCUUGAUGCUGCUAAAUUUGUCACUGAGAUUCGGAGGCCUGAUGCAGUGAGGUGUAAAGACAUAGGGAUUUGGUACAACAUUCUCUGUGGAAUCAGCAAGUUCUCUGUCAUCACAAAUGCAUUUGUCAUCUCCUUCACGUCAGAGUUUUGUCCCCGAAUGAUCUAUCAAUACAUGUACAGUGUAAAUGGAACAAUGACGGGCUACACAGAGCACUCUCUGUCCUACUUUAAUGUCAGCAACUUCCCAGCAGGCUCGGGUCCCACAAAAACACUCAUCAGUGGAGUUUCCAUGUGCAGGUAUAAGGACUACAGAGACCCUCCGUGGUCACCAGAUCCCUACUCCUUCUCCAAACAGUACUGGUCUGUCCUGGCUGCAAAACUGGCCUUUGUAAUCUUCUUCCAGAACCUUGCUAUGUUCCUGAGCAUGCUGAUUGCUUGGAUGAUCCCAGAUGUGCCACCAUCUCUGCAGGAACAACUGAAAAAAGAGAACAUGAUGUUGAUGGAAUUUCUACUCACUCAAGACCUAGAAGGGUGUGCCAAAUCCUACUCCUCAAAACGUUCCAACUCCUGCUUCUCCACCAACAUAGACAUUGUGGUGGAUCAUCCACUAGAAGAACAACAGCAGUGGCACACGGAAGAGGAGCUGGGGGUUGAGAUAAAUCUUCAUAAACCUAUAAGGACCCAUGACAGUGAUCUAGAGGUUGGAAAGUCAGUCAGUCAAAAUGUGGACCGGCGACAUUGUGAAAUAGAAGAGUGUAGAAUGGAAGAAGUUGGACAAAGGAAAAGCAAAGUAUUAAAUGUAGGAGAUGAAACGGGGGAUUAUGAGCAAGACACAGAAGAGGAAGACAAAGAAGCAAAACAAAUAAAGGAAGAGGAAAAUGAAGCAAAGCUGAAAGAGAAUGAACAUUUCACUGUUGAAAAUGAUGCCUUCUUGAGUGAACUGGGCCAGCUAGAUCAACCCUCAAGUACAGACCUACCCCACUCAAGCACCAAACUGCAACACUUUAAAGACAAAGAGCUUCCAGCACAGUCGUGCCAGAGUCCUAGAGGCUCUGUGCCACAAACAUCAACUUCAGAUGUUGACACCAGCUUCUUUGCACUAAUUUCUCCACCUCCCAGAGAAGCAGCUCAGUGCAAAGGCCCACUUCUCCACUCUGCCUUCUGCCGAAGAGAGGCUGAAACAACGCUUCGCCUGCCAACGUCCCAGCUACUCCAUCAGCUUCACAAAACUCCACCAGAAGGCCACAAUUACUCCUUUAGUUCCUCACGGAUCUUUGUUAGCAACCUCUAAAAACAAUGACGGUGGUCCAGAAGUUAAUAAAUCAGUUGAAGAAGUUAAACAGUAUGAGAAGCAGCAACAAGGUGAAGGAGAACAGGAAGGUAGAGUGCAAAAAAACAGACAAAA